This is a messenger RNA of Vitis riparia (riverbank grape), 1169 nucleotides long. Its product is annotated as lysine-rich arabinogalactan protein 19-like. The coding region runs from base 474 to 980 and encodes 168 amino acids. NCBI's taxonomy places the organism in Eukaryota, Viridiplantae, Streptophyta, Magnoliopsida, Vitales, Vitaceae. The transcript has a single exon. The record is from RefSeq and is a predicted model, not a curated record.
AAGUGGGAGAAAGACAAUGCACCGACAUAGUGAUGGAGAAAUACCGCCCCGCAGUCUUCGUGGGCUAAUUGGAAAUCGCUCUUCCUCCAUUACCACAAUACCACCGGCAUCACUCCUCUCCUAAACCUUCACCUAUAAUUUCUCUCCCUCACUUUUUAUAUUUCCAAAUUUUGUUUAUUCAAAUCCAAAUCCUCUCUCCCCCUUUCCUUUCCUCUUAAGUAUUUUCCUUCUCUCCUCCGUUUCUUUCUCGGCAUUGGAUCUCUCUCCUACGGCUCUCUCGACGUGUCCCGAUCUGAUUGGGCUCGUCUGUUUCCGCUUUCGAUUCUCUUUAGGUCUUCUACCUUUACUUCAGAUCUGCUUUUCUCAUCAGAUUCAAACUCCAGAUCUGUUGUUCUUUAAGUCUAGUUUCUUUUGCUAUUUAUCUAGUUGGUUUUGAACUUUUUUUUUUCUGCGAGUAAAGUGAACUUUUGGCAAUGGCGAGAUUGUUCAGAUUCUGCAUUGCGCUUACUGCGGUGUUGCUUUUAGUGGAGUUCGCUGUCGCUGUAGAUCCGCCAGAGUUGUCGCCUGCGCCGGCGCCUGAAAGCGGCGCCGAAAAUGUUGCUCCAUCGCCACAUACAUUGUCUCCGCCGCUUUCGCCAACCGCUCCUUCGCCAUCUCCGUAUUUUGGGUCACCGCCGGCGCCACCACUGGCUUUGGAAUCUUCUCCGUCGCCUUCGCCUGACUCGUCUCCGGCGCCGACGCCCUCUCCUACACCCUCUUCGUCUGAUGUUGGGGAUAUUCAGCACACGAGUACUGAGAACGCAGAUGGAGAGGAAGGAGAGUCAUCCGGUGGACUCAAAGGUGGACAGAAGGCUGGGAUAGCGCUCGGAGUCAUCGCCUGUGUUGCUGUGCUCGGAGUCGGUUGUUUGGUGUACAAGAAACGGCAGGACAACAUCCAGCGAUCCCGAUACGGCUACGCAGCGAGGAGAGAGCUUCUUUAGUUAAGGAAAACCAUGAUUUUUAUCAUUUUUAAUUAUUUUCACACUAUAUUCACAUAGAGAUUUGUUAUAUUGAGUUCUAUUGUGGUGAUGAUUAUUUCUUUAGUCAGAUUUACCUAUUGUUUCACUGAAUAAAUGGUGGACAUUAGUCUAAUGAUUUUAAUAGUUGAUUGUAUAGUGUAUUUUGUUUUA